AUGCAAAGGCCCAGGCUGCAGAGCACAGACAUCGUGCGCUGUUUGAAGACCUGUCCCUCCUCAGACCUGAGCUGUGCCCUGGACCCGCUCUCCUCCGUCUCCCACACAUCUAUCUCCCUGGUCACUACCAGAGACCUGCCCAGACCAGAAGAGAUUGUGUUUCUGAGGACCUCGGUGAGUCCUUUUGGCAGUUUUCAUCUCGGUUCUUACGACGUUCAGUUCGAGAUCCAGGACGGGAACGUGGAGAACGCCUUCGACAUCAUCAAGAGGCUGGAGAGCGGCGUCUACGUCGCGAACCACACGGUGAUGGAGGAGGUGAUGGAGGAGGUGAUGGAGGAGGUGAUGGAGGAGCAUCAGAGCCUGCAGCGGUCAGUCCUGCAGCGGUCAGUCCUGCAGCGGUCAGUCCUGCAGCGGUCAGUCCUGCAGCGGUCAGUCCUGCAGCGGUCAGUCCUGCAGCGGUCAGUCCUGCAGCGGUCAGUCCUGCAGUGGUCAGUCCUGCAGUGGUCAGUCCUGCAGCGGUCAGUCCUGCAGCGGUCAGUCCAUGUGAGACCGUCCCUGGACCAUUCUGUCUCCUGCCGGGGCCAAGACUAUGCGCCUCUCCACUGCACUGCAUUGUGGGUUAUUCUGUUUUGCUAA
Messenger RNA from Knipowitschia caucasica, 636 nucleotides. Lineage: Eukaryota; Metazoa; Chordata; Actinopteri; Gobiiformes; Gobiidae. The record is from the annotation of a GenBank genome assembly.